UUCCGAAAGUUUUCUGACCCUCGUGAGUAACCGCGGGUGGCCAACACAUUUUUAAAAGUGCGCAGGAAGAGCUUCUGCAGCGGACAGAAACGCACAGUGAACGCAGCGAUGUGUCCUGCACCCAAAAUGAUCUGCGUCCUUCUUGUGAUCGCAUCUGCGCUGAUACAAACUGCGACAUCGCGCAACUUCAAUGAAUCUAUCUACAUGGUGACCAUGAGCUCCCAGGUGGUGGGAGGCGGGAUGGAGACUGUGUGUGCCCACGUUCAUGGCCCCACAGAGCCCCUCUCCCUCAGGGUGAUCCUGAAGCUGAAGCAGGCCAACGCCACCCUGCUGGAGGAGACUGGGGUCUCCCAGGACUACUACCGCUGCGUGUCCUUCCAGGUCCCCCCUGUGGGCCGUGAGACUGUGGCCACUCUCCAUGUCUCAGUGACCGGAGAGAAGGACUCCAUGAGCAAGAAGGCCAAGAUCCUCAUCAGACCCUCCACCUUCAUCACCCUCGUCCAGACAGACAAGCCCAUCUACAAACCUGGCCAGAAGGUCCAGUUUCGAAUUGUCUCGCUGGAUUCCAGUUUUGUGCCAUACAAUCAGAUGUUUCAAACUGUGGAGCUUCAGGACCCCAACUCCAACCGCAUCGCUCAGUGGUUGAACCAAUCAACAGUGAGCGGCAUCCUGGACUUGUCCCACCCCACAACACCAGAGGCCACCCAGGGUGCCUACACCAUCACCGCCUGGACUGACAAGGGCAAACAGACCAACCAUUUCUUCGACAUCAAGGAAUAUGUCCUUCCUAAGUACGAGGUGAAGGUCCAGCUACCCAGCGUCAUCACCAUCCUGGACACAGAGGCCACUCUCAGGGUCUGUGGAAAGUACACGUAUGGAAAGCCUGUCCUGGGUUCUGUGAAGGCUGAGGUCUGCAGGAAGAGGGGAUACAGAUACUACUGGCUAUUGGACAGGGAAAUCACCUCUGACAUAUGCAUAAAGUAUGAGAUGACUACGGACAAAAGCGGCUGUGCAACACAAGUGGUGGAUGUGACGCAGUUCAACCUGAACAUGUCAGGCUUCCGGGACAGCUUCCAGGUGCAGGCAGAGAUGGAGGAGUAUGGGACAGAGGUGGUCCUGAAGGGCAGCAGCAGCGCAACAUUCUCCAGCGUGAUCAGAAAGGUCACGUUUGAGGACGCCCCUUCAGCCUACAAGCCAGGCAUCCCCUACCAGGGCAAGAUCAAGGUGGUGGGCCCAGACUCGUCUCCUGCAGCCAACGAGCUGGUCUACCUGUUCCUGCAGACUGGUGCCCCUGUGAAUAACUGGACCCUGACCACAGACAGCAAGGGCAUGGUCCCCUUCUCUCUGGACACCUCCCUUUGGAGUGAACAUGUAUCCCUACAGGCUCGCACCAGGUUUAAAGAGGACAGGCAUCCGUAUGUUAGAGACCAACGCCUUCCAGAGUACGGCUCAGCCCACCACAGUCUCAAGGCCUUCUACUCCAAGAGCAAGAGCUUUGUGAGGAUCCAGCAGGCCAGCCAGACCUUGUCCUGUGAGACAGACGCCACAGUGGGCGCCACCUACAUCAUCAGUGGGGAGGAGCUUAAGGAGGGCCAGAAGACUCUGGACUUCUUCUACAUGGUGAUGUCAAGAGGCAGCGUUGUGCAUCAUGGACGCAUACCUGUGACUGUGACGGAGCAGACAGUAAAUAGAGGGGAGUUGAGUGUACCCCUUCAGAAGAUGGUAGACCUUGCACCCUUCGCCCAGGUGGUUGUGUACACAGUCAUGCCCAGCGGAGAGGCUGUGGCAGACAGCCAGGACUUCCCCAUAAGGCUCUGCCUGAAGAACAAGGUUUCUCUGAGCUUCUCGUUGCCUCAGGAGCUCCCUGGGGAGAAGACGUCCCUGAGCCUGCAGGCUGCGCCUGGCUCUCUCUGCUCCAUCAGGGCCAUCGACCAGUCUGUCCUGCUGCUGAAGCCUGAAAAGGAGCUCAGUGUUAAAUCUGUGUACAAGCUGUUACCAGUCGAUAAGCUGACUGGCUACCACUACUCCUUAGACGACAAUGAACCAUACCCCUGCCUGCCAAUGCCACGAUUGCCUUUCAUGCCAGAACCAGAAGUAGAGCCUACUAUCAUACCAGCUGAAGACCCAUCCAGCCGCAAGAAACGUUCCUUCUAUGAACCUGUUCAAGACAUGAACGACGUCUACAGCAUCUUUAAAGAUGUGGGAAUUAAGAUAAUCACCAACUCCGAGGUGAAAAGACCUUAUGACUGUAUUGGUUAUGCAGUUCAAAUGUCAUAUAAUAGCGAGGCCGAAGGUGACGAUGCAGAUUGUAUGCCAAUGGCCGAAAUGGUUCCAAAAGGUGGUAGAGGAAGAGCAGAAGAAUCGCUGGAGACCGUGCGAACCUACUUCCCUGAGACCUGGAUCUGGGAUCUGGUGCCUGUUGGAGACUCGGGCUCUGUGACGCUAGAGAAGACGGUUCCUGACACCAUCACUAAGUGGGCUGCUGGGGCCUUCUGUACGUCCUCUGUGGGUCUGGGUCUGGCCCCCGACACUGCCCUCACUGCCUUCCAGCCUUUCUUCCUCAGCCUCACCCUGCCCUACUCCGUCAUCCGUGGCGAGGUGUUCAUCCUCCGUGCCACCGUCUUCAACUACCUCUCCAAGUGCAUCAUGGUGAAAGUGACUCUGCCGGAAUCUGACCAGUUUAGCGCCAAGACCUGUGAUGGCUGCCAGUACCAGGUGUGUCUGUGUGCCGACGAGAGCAGAACAUUCCGUUGGAUCAUCACCCCCACUGCCCUCGGGGAGGUGAGUGUGAAGGUGAGUGCAGAGGCUUUGAAGACGGAGGAUCUUUGUGGCAAUGAGGUUGCCACGCUGCCUGAGAAGGGCCGCAUUGACACGGUGAUCCGACCCCUGUUGGUGGAGGCAGAGGGAACCCAGGUUACAUUGAGCCACAACGCUCUGCUCUGCCCUGCAGAGGGUCCAGUAGAGAAGGACAUCUCUCUGAAGCUGCCAGAAGAGUUUGUGGAAGGAUCACCCAAGGCUUCCCUCUCUGUCCUAGGUGACCUGAUGGGUCGAGCCAUGAAGAACCUGGACAGUCUUCUGGCCAUGCCCUAUGGAUGUGGCGAGCAGAACAUGGUUCUGUUUGCACCAAACAUCUACAUCCUGACGUACCUGCAGAGCACCAGGCAACUGACCCCUGAGGUCCAAGACAAGGCCACACACUUCCUGGAGAGUGGCUACCAAAGGGAGCUCAACUAUAAGCAUGAUGAUGGCUCAUAUAGCGCUUUCGGCAAGAGUGAUGAGUCUGGCAACACCUGGCUGACAUCCUUUGUGAUGAAGUCUUUCGGAGGAGCACGGCCCUUCAUCUUUGUUGACCCCGCCCACAUCGCCAAGGCAAAGUCCUGGUUGGCUGGUCUUCAGCAGCCUGAUGGCUGCAUUGCUUCUGUGGGGAAACUCUUCCACAAUGGCAUGAAGGGAGGUGUGAGUGAUGACGUGUCCCUGACUGCCUACAUCACUGCUGCUCUGCUGGAGCUGGGACUCAACACCACUGACCCCAUGGUGGACCGGUGUCUGGCCUGCCUAAAGACGGCAGUGGCUGCCCCACUGGAGAACCUGUACACCACAGCCCUGCUCUCCUACACCUUCUCACUGGCCGGGGACCAGGACACGCGCAGCAAACUCAUCACACACCUGCACCUGAAGGCCAAAACCACAGACGGCACUCGCCACUGGGAGAGAGCUGAGGCUUCUGGGAAGGGCCUGGACUCCAUUGAGGUGGAGAUGACAUCAUACGUGCUGCUGGCGCUGCUCUCGGGACCGGCCAUGGAGGGCUUCGGCCUGGACUACUCAUCCAGCAUCGUCCGCUGGUUGGCCCAGCAACAGAACCCUUAUGGAGGGUUCUCUUCCACACAGGAUACAGUUGUGGCGCUACAGGCCCUGGCCAGGUACGGUGCUGCCACCUACAGUCCAGAGGGAGCCAGUACAGUGGUGGUGACCUCAACUGGGGGCUCGAGGCAAGAGUUCAAGGUGGACCAGCACAACCGCCUGCUGUACCAGGAGUCUCCACUAGGGGAGGUGCCCGGGGACUACAAGAUCAGGGCUGAAGGGAAGAGCUGUGUCUUCCUCCAGAUGGCUCUGCGUUACAACAUCCCUCCUCCUCCGGACUUCUCAGCCUUCAACGUGACGACUGAGGUGUUUGGGUUGUGCAACAUCACCAAACCCUCUCUCAUUGUGACUGUGAAUGUCAGGUACAACGGUCGCCGGAAGGAGACCAACAUGGUCAUUAUCAACGUCAAGCUUCUCUCUGGCUUCAUCCUAGACAAGAGCUCCCUCAGACCUCUGCAAAAGUCCAGCACAGUGAAGCGUGUCGAUGAGGAGGACGGACAUGUUAUCAUCUAUGUCGACGGGCUCAAGCAGCAGGAAACCCAGUCUUACAUCCUGGUCAUCCAGGAGGACCUUCCAGUUAGGAACCUCAAACCUGCUGUGGUCAAGGUCUACGACUACUACCAGACAAGUGACGUGGCGGUUAGCGACUACAGCUCUCCGUGCGCUGAGGGUGAUGACAUCAAUGAGCUCUAGAAUACCUGGAGAAUAUUCUUCUUGCUGAUUGGAGCAGAGAUCAACCAUUUUCUUCCUUUGUAGAAUCAUUGAUUUCUGCCAAGGCCUACAUGUAUGUGAUUAUUCAUGCUUUUGCGUAGUUCCUGAAAACACCCCAACAAAUAGUGGAACUGCAAAGGCCCACUGUAAAAGUGUCAGUGAAUCGGCUAAAGAGUUUUUAGUUUUUAACUGUAGCUACAAUUUUACCUUGUGUUAGAUUUGAUUUAUUGUUGUUGUUUUUUACCAGAAAUGACCCCAUCCACCUAAUCAGAACAAUGUUCAUUUCACAGUUCAUAGUCAAUUUACACCAAUACCAUGUUAGUGUUGCUGAAGUUCUCCCUGGGGCCAACUAGUGACACUGUACUGGGAAUACAUGCUUUAUUACUAUGUUGAAGCAAGACAAGGAAACAUCUAUUCUGGAGCAUCCAUUUACUAGAUCUUAUUGUACAAACUCCAUAGAUUAGAGUACCAUGUGAAAUUAAGAUGAUGCCAAUAACGUCAACAUGACCUGGUCUGGGUUGCUUGACUAAGUGGCAGAGCGACAGGAGCCUGUCACAACAUGUUAUACUCAGUGUGCCAAUCUACUGUGUGCGUGUAUUCUUUGAGUGUGUUCAGAUGUAUGAACACAGGGCAUUGAUUCAACACCCACUGAUGUGUACUGUGACCAAUAAAAUUCUUCAAAGACAAAAAGUUCAUUUUCAA
This is a messenger RNA of Osmerus eperlanus (European smelt), 5274 nucleotides long. Its product is annotated as alpha-2-macroglobulin-like. The transcript is spliced from 36 exons. Bases 109 to 4554 code for a protein of 1481 amino acids. Gene Ontology annotation, molecular function: endopeptidase inhibitor activity. NCBI's taxonomy places the organism in Eukaryota, Metazoa, Chordata, Actinopteri, Osmeriformes, Osmeridae. Gene Ontology annotation, cellular component: extracellular region. The record is from RefSeq and is a predicted model, not a curated record.